AUGCGCCCCCUCACAGAAAAGGAGACACAGACUCUCUUCGAGAAGCUGGCAAACUACACUGGUGGCUCUCUCAAGAACCUCAUCGCCCCUCUCGACGACUCUCCUAACGCUGAUCGCUAUGUCUUCCGUCUCGUUCGCGAUCGUGUCUUUUACGUUCGCCUUUCUAUUGCCAACCUGGCUACCUCUAUCGCGCGCGAGAAGCUUCUGUCUCUAGGAACUUGUCUUGGCAAGUUCACCAAGACGGGCAAGUUCCGUCUGCACAUCACAGCCCUCCCCAUCAUCGCCGAGCACGCCCGCUACAAGAUCUGGGUCAAGGAAAACGGAACCAUGCCUUUCCUUUACGGCAGCAACAUCGUCAAGGCUCACGUUGGCCGCUGGUCCGAGGACUGCCCUGAGCACCAGGGAGUCGUGGUCUACAGCAUGAACGACACCCCGCUCGGAUUUGGUGUCACAGCCCGCAGCACCGCUGAGGCACGAAGACUGGACCCUACUGGUGUUACCUGCUUCAGACAGGCCGACUGUGGAGAGUACCUCCGUGACGAAGACAACUUGUUUGCGACCGGUUAG
This is a messenger RNA of Fusarium poae, 567 nucleotides long. It is a transcript of the gene NIP7, whose product is annotated as ribosome biosynthesis protein nip7. Gene Ontology annotation, molecular function: RNA binding. Gene Ontology annotation, cellular component: nucleolus; nucleus; preribosome, large subunit precursor. Lineage: Eukaryota; Fungi; Ascomycota; Sordariomycetes; Hypocreales; Nectriaceae. The transcript is spliced from 2 exons. The coding region runs from base 1 to 567 and encodes 188 amino acids. The record is from RefSeq and is a predicted model, not a curated record. Gene Ontology annotation, biological process: ribosome assembly; ribosomal large subunit biogenesis.